Messenger RNA from Vicia villosa (hairy vetch), 780 nucleotides. RefSeq names its product NADH dehydrogenase [ubiquinone] 1 alpha subcomplex subunit 8-B. The transcript has 3 exons. The record is from RefSeq and is a predicted model, not a curated record. Gene Ontology annotation, biological process: mitochondrial electron transport, NADH to ubiquinone. NCBI's taxonomy places the organism in Eukaryota, Viridiplantae, Streptophyta, Magnoliopsida, Fabales, Fabaceae. The coding region runs from base 158 to 487 and encodes 109 amino acids.
AUUAAGCCAAAAUAAUAAAAUUGAACAUUGCCACUAACUUUUCUACCUAAAGCAAAUAACCUCACUUGUAUACACUGACCUAAUCCUCACUUUCUCUCUUCAUUCCCACCGAUCCAAAAAACAUUCAAUACAAUUCCAGUGAAGGACUGAUUCAGACAUGGCGAGUGCGGCGAGUACUGUGGAUGCUGCUGGAAACCCGAUCCCUACAUCGGCGGUGUUGAUGGCAUCGUCGAAGCACAUUGGAUUUAGGUGUCAUUCCGAGAAUUUGGAGUUUCUCAAAUGUAAGAAGAAGGAUCAGAAUCCGGAGAAGUGUCUCGAUAAAGGUCGGGAUGUCACUCGAUGUGUCCUUGGACUUCUGAAGGAUCUACACCAAAAGUGCACGAAGGAGAUGGACGAUUAUGUUGGUUGCAUGUACUACCAUACAAAUGAAUUUGACUUAUGCCGCAAAGAGCAGGAGGCAUUUGAGAAAAAAUGUUCUUUGGAAUGAAAUCACGCACACUGCUACUGUUGAAAAUAAUAUUCCAGGCAAUUUGAAGUUGAGCAAAUGCGCCUGUUUUCCCAAAUUCAUUUGAUCUUUCCUUUGUUUGUAUGAAUCUUUACCAUUGAUCAUCUAAAUGCUUCUGAAGAAAUGCAUGAUGCAGGACAGAACAAAUCAAAUCCUCAUCAAACAUAAUAACUAAGAUGAGAUUUUGAAGUUGGAACAUGCUUGUAAUUUAACUGUGUUCAAAAUCCACAUUUAUUGUGCUUUUACAUAAAAUGAAGAUAGCAUGUCAAACUACA